AUGCGGAGACCAGGUCGACCGCGACCAGCCCCUGGAGGCUUCCUGAUAGCCCUGGCCACCGCCAGGAAGAGCUUCACCAGGGCCUUCUGCUUCGGUGGCGGUAGUAGCAGCAGCGUUGGGAAGCGGCUGUUUCGGAGCACUGCGGCGGAAUCGUCUGCGAAAGCUGGCACCGGUCCCCGCGGUCUUGCAACCGCAACGCCGCCAGAGUCGCCCUUCCCGCCCGCCGGAGAUGACGGCGAGCUCGAGUCGUUCUUCUUGUUACGGCAUGGGCAGACCAAUUUCAACGCCAUAGGGCGUAUCCAGGGAACGUUAGAUUCGUCAAUUCUGACGGAGGAAGGCAUCUCGCAAGCGUUGGAGGCUGGCAAGACGCUUGCCUCAUACGCCGACCUGGACCUGGGUCCCACGGUGGUAGUUUCUCCGAUGGGUCGGGCUCAGCAGACGCUGGAGUGCGUGCGGCAGGAGCUUAGGAAGAGCGAGAUUAGCAAGGACUUCGAGACCGUGGAAAUCGUGCCAGACAUUCGGGAAAUCGAGCUCUUCGAGUGGCAGGGACAGCUUAAGGAAGACAUAAUCAAGAAUAAUCCAGAGCAGUACGCCUCGUGGGUGGCAGACCCGUCCAAUUUUAACUUUUCCGGAAGAUACCCCGCGAGAGACCUGUGGAAAAGGGCCAGCAACGCCUGGGACCAGAUCCGCUCUCUCCAGUCCAUCCAGGACCAGCCGCGGACCCUCGUCGUGGCCCACAACGCCAUCAACCAGGCGCUCCUGUGGACCGCCCUCGGCUGCGACACGACCUACUUCCGAAAGCUGUCGUGGCCGAACUGCGCGGUUCUGGAGCUGCAGUGGCGGCGCGGGGAGGCGAGGGCGGAGCGGUACCGGUGGGUCGUGCCCGAGGCGUCGGGCUUCGUGGAGGCGGCGGACGCGGCGCGGCUUCUCAAGGACGGCGAAGACGACAACAGAUACACCCUCUGAGGUUGGAUCUAAUCACCGCCGGCGGCGACGGUUCCGCUGGGGGGGGGGGGGUCGCG
Messenger RNA from Ectocarpus siliculosus, 1022 nucleotides. The record is from the annotation of a GenBank genome assembly. Lineage: Eukaryota; Phaeophyceae; Ectocarpales; Ectocarpaceae.